Molecule: messenger RNA, 3917 nt
Organism: Menidia menidia (Atlantic silverside)
Lineage: Eukaryota; Metazoa; Chordata; Actinopteri; Atheriniformes; Atherinopsidae
Source: the annotation of a GenBank genome assembly
GCGCACCCCACUUCCGGUUCGCCGCUCAGAAUUUCACCCGAGCAACAGACGUCUUUCUCCACUGCGCACGAGACGAUUCGUUUUUACCGAAAAUGGACGCGGGAUUCUUCCGCGGUACAAGUGCGGAGCAGGACAACCGCUUCAGCAACAAGCAGAAGAAGUUGCUGAAACAGCUGAAAUUUGCAGAAUGUUUGGACAAGAAGGUGGACAUGACCAAAGUGAACCUAGAAGUCAUCAAACCUUGGAUUACGCAGCGAGUGACAGAGAUUCUGGGGUUUGAAGAUGAUGUGGUCAUAGAGUUCAUAUUCAACCAGCUAGAGGAGAAGCACCCAGAUAGCAAGAUGAUGCAGAUCAACCUGACGGGGUUCCUGAACGGGAAGAACGCGCGGGAGUUCAUGCGGGACCUGUGGCCGCUGCUGCUGAGCGCCCAGGAGAACAUCGCCGGCAUCCCCUCCGCUUUCCUGGAGCAGAAGAAGGAGGAAAUCAGACAGAGACAGAUUGAACAAGAGAAGCUCGCUUCAUUACGGAAGGUGGAUGAAGACAAGAAGGAAACCAGAGAAAGGGCUCAGUCAAAGAGCCCAAGAAGGCGGAAGACGAGGUCGCCCGGGAGCGGAAACGCAGCCCCUCGCCGUCCCCGAGACGCAAACCCAGCCCCGCGGGCGGGGGCUCCCCGCCCCCCCCCCCUCAUGCAGCUACCCACAAAACCCCCAGAGCAGAUCCCAGAGCCCGAACCCAACCCGGAGACCCUGGUCCAGGAACCCGCCGCCAUCGGGGAGACGGCUGAGGAGGCGGUGAAAGAAGAGUCUGUGGUCGAGGUCAAGGAAGCCUCUCCAGAGAAAGUUCACAAAAAAGAGGAACGGCCGAGGUCUCGCGAACGGGAAAAGGACGCGAGGAAGGACCGAGCGCACCACCGCUCCCGCUCGCAUUCCCGCUCCCGCAGACGGCGUUCCCGUUCCAGGUCCUACUCCCCUCGCAGAAGGCAGAGUCCCAGGAGAAGAAUGUCCCCCCGCAGGAGGAGUCCCCCCCGACGAGGCCCCGUCGCCUCCAGACACAGAACCAGGCGCUCCCCCGUCCGCAGGAGGCGUUCUCGCUCCGCCUCGUCCUCCGGCAGCAGCUCCUCUGGCUCACGCUCGCCUAAAAAAGCUGUGAAACGGAUAUCAACCUCUCCACCCCGAAAACCAGCCCAGCGCCCGGACGCUGCCAUCAGCCCUGCAGCAAAGAUCAAACGCUCGCCGUCUCCACGCAGCCGAAGGGGGCGGGGCUCCGUUUCCCCACCCAGAUCAUCAGGUUUAAAACGGAAACCAGGUGGAAGAAGUGACUCUCCGUCUGAUAACGCCAAGGCCAGAACCUCUGAGGGAUCAGAGUCAGAGGAGGAUAAAAAUGAGAAAGGAGCAACGGCUGACUCGGUGCAGCAGAGACGUCAGUAUCGCAGGCAGAACCAACAAUCGUCCUCAGACUCCGGAUCCUCCUCCUCAGAAGACGAGGGGCCAAAGGGUUCUGCGGCAGGCCCCGCCGCCCGGAACGGGGACGUCCGGAGGAGGAGGAGCCGCACGCCGUCGCCCCGGAGGAGACACCGGGAAAACUCCCCCAGGAGACGACGUUCUCCGUCUCCGGGCCACCGGCGCCGUUCCCCCUCCCCCCCACGCCGCCGCAGGUCCCCCUCCCCCCCCAGACGCAGGGAGACGGCUGAGGAGGCGGUGAAAGAAGAGUCUGUGGUCGAGGUCAAGGAAGCCUCUCCAGAGAAAGUUCACAAAAAAGAGGAACGGCCGAGGUCUCGUGAACGGGAGAAAGACGCGAGAAAGGACCGAGCGCACCACCGCUCCCGCUCGCAUUCCCGCUCCCGCAGGCGGCGUUCCCGUUCCAGGUCCUACUCCCCUCGCCGAAGGCAGAGUCCCAGGAGAAGAAUGUCCCCCCGCAGGAGGAGUCCCCCCCGACGAGGCCCCGUCGCCUCCAGACACAGAACCAGGCGCUCCCCCGUCCGCAGGAGGCGUUCUCGCUCCGCCUCGUCCUCCGGCAGCAGCUCCUCUGGCUCACGCUCGCCUAAAAAAGCUGUGAAACGGAUAUCAACCUCUCCACCCCGAAAACCAGCCCAGCGCCCGGACGCUGCCAUCAGCCCUGCAGCAAAGAUCAAACGCUCGCCGUCUCCACGCAGCCGAAGGGGGCGGGGCUCCGUUUCCCCACCCAGAUCAUCAGCGGUUCUGACGGGCUCUCUGAUGGGGACCCACACCUCUGCUGGUCUUUGGCUUGGGGCUCUAAUAUCCGCUGCGGUUCUGCGGGUCUUUGUGAGGAAAGCCGAGCCCCCGGCGCCGCGGGGGAUCCGGGCCAGCGGUUCUGACCCAGUUCUGACCCGGGAGCGGCUGUGUGGACAGCUGAUUCUGACCAGAUCGGCCAACACACCAGGGUCAUCCCCCAACACCCAUCGCUCCACUGACCCAAAGCCUGAGACCCAGAAACACCAGCCCUGGUCCAGAACGCUGCUGUGUCUGCAGGAGAGCGGCCAAAGCCACGCCCGGAGGGGGGGCAGCCAGCAGAGCUCCGGUAAUUACAGCAGCUGCUGCCGCCUGAACACAGCCAGAGGCUUCACACACCUGCUCCGGGAGGGGCUCCGGACGGAGCAGGGCAUGCUGGGAAAUACGCUCUCCGAGCCCGAAGCCCAUCAGGAGGGCGUCCUCCAGGUCCAGGUCUGCUUCCCCCCGCCCGGCGGGCCUAAAGCGCCCGGCCUCCGCCUCCCCCCGCCCGCCAAGAAGGCCAGCAGCGGCUCCGCCAGCCAGUCCCCGAACAAGAACUCUGACGUGGACGGCGGCGGAAAGAAAAAGAAGAAGAAGAAGGAAAAGAAACACAAGAAGGACAAGAAGCACAAAAAGCACAAGAAGCAUAAGAAGGAGAAGAGCGGGGGGGCGGUGACCGCCGACAGCCAGGAGAACCAGCUCCCCGAGGAGGACGGAGACUCCCGAAAGGAGUCGGAGAGUGAGGCCGACGAGGGCCUGGACGACCUGGAAAAGCACCUCCGGGAGAAGGCCCUGCGCUCCAUGAGGAAAGCCCAGCUCUCCCCAUCACAGAUGUCAUGAAAACCACACUUUCCCUUCAUUUUGAUGUUUGUCAUCGACCUGGUUCGGCUUUAGAAUGUACAAAAUUGUUGGGUCUUGUUUCUUUUUACUGGUUUGGUACAUUCUGGAGAUUGUGUUUCUUUACGAGCUUGAUUUGUCUAAUAGUUUAUCUGAACUGUAAAAGAGAAAAAAGAGGAAAAAAAGAAACUAAACUUGUGUUGUCCACACUUUUAAAUUGUCGAGCAGGAAACCGGUGUAAUUUCAGAGCUGAGUCAGGCAGGUUGAUGUUUCCCUCCUUUGAGAUAUGGUUGCAUGUACGGUGAGAGUGAAACUGUAAAGAGGCUCAACUGAGCUUUUGUCCCAUGUUUGUAACCUGUUGAGAGCGCUGGGCACCAUUUAACCUGCUUUUUUCUGACUUUGGAAUUGUCUCGUUUCAAGAUUAAAGCAGUUUGAUGUGUUACAUGCUUUAAUUAUUUUUUUUCUAAACUGAUUGAUAUGCAAUUUAUGUUGAUUCCCUUGUACCAAGCUAACAUAUGUGGGACUGCUUUAGUUUAUCAUUUGUAUUUAGUGACCUUGGCUCUUUUCAUCCUUUCAGAAUUAAAAUUUUUUUAGGAGAGUUUUCAUCCUUGCUUAUUUAAAAGUCCUCAGAUUGUUUCAUUUGUGUUUGGUAGAUGUCUGAGACCUAAUGAUUAUACAUUUAGGUCAUUCUAAUAAAAACGCAAACCUAAUGGGUGGGGUUACGGUUUAUUAAAUUCAAUUUUUGUGAAACUCAUAAAAACUUUUGCAAUUUUCUGACACGUCAACCUAGGAUUUUUCAUGUAAAUUGUUAGUUUAUGAAGAUUUAAAAAAUAACUUGAAUGUAAAUCCACA